AAAAUUGGUUUGAAUUUCAGAUUUACGAGUCCGGGUCUGGGUACUCCAACUUCAUUUUCGGAUCCUUCGUUUUGCGUCAGAGGCUUCGAGCUAACUAGAUGUUAGCUCUUGGCAUUGGCUCACAAGAGAUCACAACAUUGGUGGAGACGAUGACAGAAUCGAGCUUGGAUCUACAGGAAUCAGGUUGGGAGGAGCUUCGGAGAGAAGCUCGCAAAAUCGAAGGCGAUCUCGACGUUAAGCUCUCCUCUUACGCUAAACUCGGCGCCAGAUUCACUCAAGGCGGGUAUGUUGACGCCGGGUCUCCAAGAUCAUGGAAGUCCAUGGAGAUUGAGAUUCAAUCUUCGCUUGAGAAGCUGUUGGACAUUAACGAUUCCAUGAGUAGAUGUGCUGCGUCUGCUGCACCUACAACCUCUGUUACUCAAAAGCUUGCAAGGCACAGAGAUAUUCUUCAUGAAUACACCCAGGAGUUUCGAAGGAUAAAAGGAAAUAUAAACUCCAUGAGAGAACAUGCUGAGCUUUUGAGUUCUGUCAGGGAUGACAUUAGUGAAUAUAAGGCUUCUGGUAGUAUGUCACCAGGUGUGCAAGUCUUAAGGGAGAGAGCUUCAAUCCAUGGAAGUAUUUCUCAUAUUGAUGAAGUUAUUGGUCAAGCUCAAGCAACAAGAGCAGUUCUUGGCUCUCAACGGUCUCUGUUUUCAGAUGUUCAAGGGAAAGUUAAAAAUCUCGGAGACAAAUUCCCAGUGAUUCGUGGCUUACUUGGUUCAAUUAGAAGAAGACGUUCUCGGGACACACUUAUCCUCUCUGCUGUGAUUGCUGCUUGUACGUUGUUUCUAAUCAUCUACUGGCUCUCGAAAUAAACAGUAUUUUUCAUACACCUAAAGUAUAAGAAGAGCUUAUUAUUUUUUCCAAGUCAUUUUUCUUCUUUUUGCUUUUGUAUUUUGCUCGGUGUAUGUGUUUGUAGGGUAUAAUGUUACACUCUUAAUCAUAAAACAGCUUUAAAAGUUCGAGAAACACACAUUUUUAACAAGAUCAAUCCAUGUGACAGCAGUCAGCUUACAUUUACGUCCGCUCAGGUUAUAAAAUCUAAAGGGUGGGGACACACUUCACUGAUGAUGAUGAUCCAGUCCUUAUGUUUGUCUCACUACUCAUGCCCUACAUAUAGUGUCAAGAAAUGUUAAUUAGUCUGUUCAUACUGGUUUAGAGAUAUUGUGGUGGUCCAGAGCCUUUAUAUGGACUUGGUCCAGCCUUGUCAGGGCCAGGGCCAAGUCAAUUUUUCUAUGUAAAUUAAAUUAUGCUAGAAAAAAAAAAUUGUAACCCUAAAGAAAUUGUCAAUGUGUAUGUCUUUCAGAAGCA
Molecule: messenger RNA, 1350 nt
Organism: Brassica rapa (field mustard)
Lineage: Eukaryota; Viridiplantae; Streptophyta; Magnoliopsida; Brassicales; Brassicaceae
Product: Golgi SNAP receptor complex member 1-2
Biological process (GO): inter-Golgi cisterna vesicle-mediated transport; endoplasmic reticulum to Golgi vesicle-mediated transport; vesicle fusion
Cellular component (GO): cis-Golgi network; SNARE complex; Golgi membrane
Molecular function (GO): SNAP receptor activity
Source: RefSeq, a predicted model, not a curated record